Messenger RNA from Pipistrellus kuhlii (Kuhl's pipistrelle), 1521 nucleotides. RefSeq names its product TRIO and F-actin-binding protein-like. The transcript has 5 exons. Bases 730 to 1521 code for a protein of 263 amino acids. Lineage: Eukaryota; Metazoa; Chordata; Mammalia; Chiroptera; Vespertilionidae. The record is from RefSeq and is a predicted model, not a curated record.
GCUGUGGGUCCCCUAUAUCUCCUCCGGUUGGGGGUGGGAGUAGAGGCGGUGGGUGCUGGGAGUGGGACAGCCCCAAGGGCCCUCAGAGGGGCGGCUGCAUUUGCUCAUAGGAAGUCCGAGGCACCAGGGACCUUCCAGGCCCGGGACGAGGGGCGGUCGCAGCGGCCCGGCCAAGGUCAGAGCCAGCUUCUCCGGAGACAGUCCAGCCCUGCCCUCAGCAGGGAGGUAACCACACCCCCUGCGAAGCAGGCAGAACCAGCCCGGAGGAGCCGUGCAGAGCCCCCUCCUCCCAGGAGGCCUGAGGGGGACCUGCGGCUCCAGGGGUCCUCGCCGCCCCCAAGAACGUCAGCCAGGACUUCUGAGAGGGAGCGGCGAACAGAGAAACCUCCAGAGAGAGGCCGAGCAGGCCCAAGACAGCCUCUGGGGGGGUGGCAGAGUCAGGAGGAGCUGCCUGGGGCCCCGUGUCCUCACAGACACGUGGAAAGAGGCUGGAGCAGCCAGGAGGAGGGCCCAGGCCUGGGGGGCUGGCAAGGACCUGGGGAGCCCAGCGGGGGCACCACCAGAGCCCUGGAGGGGACAUGGAGGGGCCCUCUCAGGGAGUCUGGGGAGAGCUGGGGGCAGUCAGAGGCCUGGGAGAAGCCCCCCAGUAAUGGGCUGCAGAAGCCCCCUGACCGGCCAGCUCAAAGGGGCCGGGGCGCUCUGCAGGAGCUGUUCGGUCCUCCCCAGCCGAUGAGCCGCCCAGAGGACACCCGGGAAGGCCCCGCAGAGUUCUCGAACUCCCGGAGGCCUGAGACAGCCGCUGCUAUGGGCCGGGGACCUGAGGGCGCAUGCCCACACCUGCACGGCCCUGAGAGGCGCCUCGAGCUUGACUGGAGGGACCUGCUGAGCCUUCUUGGGAUGCCCAGAGAGGGGGCCUGGGACCGCACAGAGGAGCCAACGUCUGCUUCCCGUCUUCCAAGGCUGGACUGGGAAGGCCUCCUGCAGCUCCUGCAGGCCCAGCUGCCCCGAAAGGACCCGGCUGGACACUGGGGUGGCCCAGCCACAGCUCCAGGGCCAGAGCUGGGUUCCCCAGGCACAAAGGACGCCCUUGAACGAGAGCAACAAAGCCAGCCUGCCGGCUGGGCAGAAACCGCCCUCGUCAAUGGACACAGCCCCGAGCAGUGUCCUGCCUGCAUCUCCACCCAGUGGCCAAAGACCAAAGCAACGGGCGGACCAGAGACCUCAACUAUAGCUGGUCUGGAGACGAGCCCGCUGGGGAGUAGGAGCCCUGCAGAAGGCCCCAGCUCAGCAGACUGGGAGUUCCAAUCAAAGGAGCCUGAGGAGUCAGAACCGAGAGGAGACUCAUUGACUGACCAGAAGCAGGCAGACUCGGCAGACAAGAGGCCAGCGGAGGCCAAGUCUGGGAGCCCGCUCAAGGGCCGACUGGUGACCUCAUGGCGGAUGCCCGGGGACCGGCCCACGCUGUUCAAUCCGUUCCUGCUCUCCCUGGGGGUCCUCAGGUGGCAAAGGACAAGAAAAUGA